This is a messenger RNA of Coffea eugenioides, 2067 nucleotides long. RefSeq lists its product as uncharacterized. NCBI's taxonomy places the organism in Eukaryota, Viridiplantae, Streptophyta, Magnoliopsida, Gentianales, Rubiaceae. The coding region runs from base 1 to 2067 and encodes 688 amino acids. The record is from RefSeq and is a predicted model, not a curated record. Gene Ontology annotation, molecular function: RNA-DNA hybrid ribonuclease activity; nucleic acid binding. The transcript is spliced from 2 exons.
AUGGCUGUGAAACUGGAUAUGUCAAAGGCCUAUGACAGGGUGGAGUGGGACUUCCUGAAAGCUAUAAUGGAAAGAAUGGGGUUCUGCCACAAGUGGAUACAAUGGGUUACUGCUUGCAUAAGUUCAGUGACUUACUCAUUCAAUAUAAAUGGUGAACAGAAGGAGUUCAUAACUCCAUCCAGAGGCAUAAGGCAAGACGAUCCACUCUCACCAUACCUGUUUCUAAUGUGCUCAGAAGGAUUAUCUAAUCUGCUACAGAAAGCUAAGGUAGGAAAGGAGCUAACAGGAAUCAAAAUUAGUAGAGGGGCACCAGCAAUCACUCAUCUGUUUUUUGCUGAUGACUCUCUAGUAUUUUGCAAAGCUAAUAGGCCAGAAGCUGGGAAGCUCAUGAAGAUCCUCAAAGUCUAUGAAAAGGCAACAGGUCAGCAAAUUAACACGGACAAAUCCUCAGUUUUCUUCAGUAAAAAUACAACUCAAUUAGUGAGGGAGGAAGUCUGUCAUACAAUGGGGUCAAUACAGCAGAUAGGACAAGGUCAAUACCUGGGCUUACCUAUGAUCAUAACAAAAUCUAAGGAGCAGGUGUUUGGGUUCAUUAAAAAUUCUAUUGAUAAAAAGCUGCAGGGAUGGAAAAACAAGCUACUAAGCCAGGCAGGGAAAGAAGUGAUGUUAAAAGCAGUAGCCAUGGCCAUGCCAAUUUACACCAUGUCGUGUUUCAAAUUGUCUACCAAGCUGUGCAGAGACAUUAGUGCUAAAAUGGCAGAUUACUGGUGGGGGGAGUCUGAAGGGAGGAAAAGGAUGCAUUGGAUUGGCUGGAAGAAGCUGUCAGAUAGGAGAAGUAGUGGAGGAAUGGGCUUCAAGGACUUGCAAAUUUUCAACAGAGCUCUGCUGGCCAAACAAGUUUGGAAGUUAUUAACACAACCAAACUUGUUAGUCAGCAGAGUUCUAAAGGAAAAAUACUACCCCAGACAAUCACUCUUCUCCAGUAAGGUCCCUCAGAAUGCCUCCUGGAUAUGGCAAAGUUUAGCUGCUGUAAGAGAAGAAGUCCAAAAUGGAGUCAAGAGGAAAAUAGGGAAUGGCAAAGGAACACGAAUUUGGGAGGAUGACUGGAUUCCAGAGAGCCCAGAUGGGAAACCAACAACAGGAAGGCCUCUGGGGUGUCAACUUCAGCAUGUAUCAGACCUCAUCACCCAUAACAGAUGGAAUGCCAUCCUGAUAUUCAGAAUCUUUAAUCAGCAAGAUGCAGAGAGAAUUCUGAAAAUACCUAUAAGCCUAACAGGGAAAGUAGAUAGCCAUUACUGGAUGCAUUCUCAGAAUGGCCAAUACACAGCUCAAUCUGGGUAUAAGAUGUGGAAGAAGGAAAAGGAACUGGAGAGUGCAAGAAGGAGGGAAGAUGCUGGUCCAAGCUAUGAAGGAAAUAUCAGAAGAGUCUGGAAAACUCUAUGGCAGCAGAAGAAAGCCAGGAAUGAGAGGGAAUUUAAUCAAAAGGAAAGGGAACCUCAUAAGAUAAUACAGAAAGCCAUGAAAGAAUGGAUGGAGUUUGAUGAGGCUAACAAAGGGAAGGUGAAUAGGAAGAACACUCAGCGAACAGAAGUUCAAAAAUGUACUGAGCAAUUGCAGGGUCAAAGAGAGAUCCAAGCCAGCCUGAUGAUCAAGGUCCACACUCAUCAAGAUGCAAGACAAAAAAUGGUGGGGAUUGGAGUCUCAGCUACUGACUCUUUAGGACGUCUUCAAGCAUGUUGGGCAAUGAGAGAAAGAAUGUCUGCAGAACCAAUACAAGACCAAGCUGGUGCGGUAAGACUUGCACUUCUGAAUGCGAUCAGCCAAGGAUGGAGGAACAUUAGAGUGGAGCUGGAAAAUAGGGUGCUGGUAGAGUGCAUAAAAAACACUCGGACCAGCUACCAUCUGAUGGCUACUCUAAUAGAAGACAUCCAGUGCAUAAGUAAUCUGUUUCAAAAUUGUUCCUUCUCUUUUGUUAGUUCAGGGUUUGUGGGAUGUAUCAAGUUGAGCAUGCAUGCUCUAAACAUCUGUGUAGAUGAAGAAUGGGUGAAUCCCAAUCUUAGGUGUUAG